Arabidopsis thaliana (thale cress) is the source of this 1495-nucleotide messenger RNA. It is a transcript of the gene TBL41, whose product is annotated as TRICHOME BIREFRINGENCE-LIKE 41. The record is from RefSeq and is marked reviewed. The transcript has 4 exons. Lineage: Eukaryota; Viridiplantae; Streptophyta; Magnoliopsida; Brassicales; Brassicaceae. The coding region runs from base 652 to 1413 and encodes 253 amino acids. Gene Ontology annotation, molecular function: O-acetyltransferase activity; transferase activity. Gene Ontology annotation, cellular component: membrane.
CUAGCUAUUGAACCAAGGUAUCGUUAUAGAUAUGACUAUUUUUAUUUUUUUACUUUUGAUUCAUGAUUUUGUUUUAAUAUAUUCGUCGGUUUUUAUUUGUUGAAAUAUGACAUUACAUUAGCGUUAUAGGAGGACCACAAUUUUUUGAUUUGAAAGAUAAACGCAAUAAUAAUUCAGCAGUGUGAAGAAAUCUUGAUUUGGUUCAUAUAAUUACUUUUCAAGAAAGUUGAAAAUGUUUAGAGAUAUUGUUUUUGUGUUUGUAAAAUAAAGCACUUUUGAGUGAGCAACCAAUGAGAAAAGAGAAUGCUAUUUAUAUAGUUGUUUGCUAUAAUUGAAUGGUGUUUAGAAUCUCCAAAAUUGCACGAGAUGAAAACGAACUUUUUUUGUCACAAUAUAUGCCAAGUGGUGGAUCCGGCGUGAGUUACACGCGCCGCCAUUGAGAUUAGGACAGCCACCAAACUCUUCCUCAUAAGAAGACAUAAAUUCCCCCACACUUGUGGGGACAGUAACUCAAAUCUUUCGACGGUUCUGUCCUCCUGUUUCUUAAGUUAAUUUCAAUGCAUGCCACCGACAUAAAACGCCACCGUUUAUAUUGUUUGUUCUAGGUUCAAUGGAUUGCAGUUUUUGAAGAAAAACAAAGGGAAGAAGAUUAUGUUUGUUGGUGAUUCUCUUAGUCUAAAUCAAUGGCAAUCGUUGGCAUGUAUGCUUCAUUCCUCUGUUCCAAAUUCUACGUAUACUUUAACCACACAAGGUAGUAUAUCAACCUACACAUUCAAGGAGUAUGGACUGGAAUUGAAGCUUGAUAGGAAUGUUUAUCUAGUAGAUAUAGUUAGGGAGAAGAUUGGGAGAGUUUUGAAGCUUGAUUCGAUCAAUGAUGGAAAAAAUUGGGUAGAGAUGGAUACAUUGAUUUUUAAUACUUGGCAUUGGUGGAGUCGGAGAGGUCCUGCACAACCAUGGGAUUUGAUUCAAAUAGGGACUAACGUUACAAAAGACAUGGACCGUGUGGCCGCGUUUGAAAUUGCGCUUGGGACUUGGGGGAAAUGGGUCGAUACCGUCUUAAAUACUAAGAAAACUAGAGUCUUUUUUCAAGGAAUUUCUCCAUCUCAUUACAAAGGAGUUCUGUGGGGCGAACCAGCGGCAAAGAGUUGCGUGGGACAGAAGGAACCACUUUUGGGGACAAAAUAUCCAGGAGGAUUGCCAGCAGAAGUGGGAGUUUUGAAGAGAGCACUCGGGAAAAUAUCGAAACCGGUGACAUUGCUAGACAUUACGAUGCUUUCGUUGCUUCGCAAAGAUGCUCAUCCUUCGGUUUACGGUCUAGGCGGGCGAAACUCCUCCGGUGACUGCAGCCACUGGUGUCUCUCUGGGGUACCGGAUACUUGGAAUGAGAUUCUUUACAAUUAUAUGGUUGAGUAAAAGAAAUAAAAUACGGAAACAUCAAUUAUAGCAUUUGUUAUUGUGAUUGAUCAUUUAAAUCUGAAUAAAAGGUCCGUUUCUG